ACUUCACCAUAGGGAUAGCAGCACGCCAGCCAGCAGCAGCUUGCAACAGCAGCAGUAGGUGACAAGAUGAAGACGAUCAUGCUCCUGGGCAUCAUCGUCACACUAGUCGCAUCAGGAAGUGCUGCUUUCCUUCCGACGACGGAAGCGGCCACCGUGCGAGCCCCCCUGCUGAAGACGCAGACGUUCCUGUCCCCGCCCUUCUUCCUCCGCCCCGGCGGCAUCGCCAACAAGUGGUACUACGACGUGGACUUCCCCCGCGGCCACGUGGCCAUCAAGAGCUUCAACGGCGACGUCGUCGACGAGGCCGGCGCCCCGGUCCCUCUCCACGAGACCUACCUCCACCACUGGCUCGUCUCGCCCUACUACGGCCCAAGCGCCAUCCCGAUCACCAACUCCGGCCCCUGCAAGGACUUGCUGGGCCAGUACUUCGGGCUGGGCUCCGAGACCCGGCGAACGGCCACGUGGGUGCCCGACCCGUACGGCAUCGAGAUCGGCGCCGGCGCCCCGGCCGGGUACGAGGAGCGGUGGCUCAUCAACGUGCACGCCAUCGACACGCGCGGCGCCGCCGACAAGCUCGCCUGCACCGAGUGCAGGUGCGAUGCGUACAACGUCACCGUCGACGAGACCGGCAACCGCAUCGGGAACGGCUACGUCGGCGGGAUACACUGCUGCUACGACAGCUUACGGUGCAGGGUGGAGGACGCGUUCGCCAACAAUGGCGAGCCGCCGCGGAAGCUGUUCCUCCGGUACACCGUGUCGUGGCUUGACUGGAGCGACGCCGUCGUUUUGCCGGUGAGGAUCUACAUUCUUGAUGUCACCGAUACGGCUCUGUUCGAUGGAAGCCCCAAGCCUUAUUGCAAGAUAGAGUAUCGUGUGGACGAAUGCAGCUCGGAUGACCGAGCGAGUAACAACUGCGUCGACAUGAAGACGACCAAAGAAAUGGUGUCCCAUGGAGGCGACGUCGUCUACGCCGUCGCUCACCUGCAUAGAGGUGGCCUCGGUUCCUCGUUGCACGGCCAGGACGGCCGCCUGCUCUGCAAGUCCAUGCCAAUCUACGGCACGGGGCAGGAGGCUGGGAACGAGGAGGGAUACGUCGUCGGCAUGUCGACGUGCUAUCCGGAACCGGGUACGGUGAAGGUAAGCGACGGUGAGGUGCUGACCAUAGUCUCCAACUACAGCAGCGAGCGGCAGCAUACGGGGGUCAUGGGCCACUUCUACAUCCUUGUGGCAGAUCAUCAGGAGCAGGCUCUCGACAAACCGGCCCUUUGCUUCAGCUUCCCAUACUCAUGGUGCCUCCCGGCAUGGAUGUGGAGCAACCAGAUGUGAGAGAAGCGCAUAUAUGCUUACAGCGAGUUAUACAUCGUUUCCGUAAGAAAAUAAGGCAUGCUUAUUAGAGCAUGAAUCCGCUAUGUCACUAUGUGUGUGUAAUUUGCAUGGAUGUGGAGUAAUGUUGUGUUGUGUGUGGUCCGGGGUGGUAGCUCCAAUGCCACUAGUAGCAGGCCGCAGCUGAGAUAAUAGCAUUUGUAUGUAUGGCUAAAUUUGAAUAGGCCUUUCGGCCGGAUUGAAGGUGUGUGACUAUAAAUGAUA
Triticum urartu is the source of this 1587-nucleotide messenger RNA. RefSeq lists its product as uncharacterized. The record is from RefSeq and is a predicted model, not a curated record. NCBI's taxonomy places the organism in Eukaryota, Viridiplantae, Streptophyta, Magnoliopsida, Poales, Poaceae.